Messenger RNA from Lachancea nothofagi CBS 11611, 1566 nucleotides. NCBI's taxonomy places the organism in Eukaryota, Fungi, Ascomycota, Saccharomycetes, Saccharomycetales, Saccharomycetaceae. The record is from the annotation of a GenBank genome assembly.
AUGCAGUUGUCCAAGAAGGUUUUUCUAGGAAUCACUGCGCUCACAGCGGCAAUUGGUAAAGCCCAGCAAGAUGCCACGGCUCCAGAAGACUCUGCGGUUGUGAAGUUGACGUCUGAGAACUUCGUAGAGUUCAUGAAGGAACACCCUCUGGUAUUGGCAGAAUUUUAUGCUCCAUGGUGUGGCCACUGUAAGACUUUGGCUCCUCACUAUGUAGAAGCUGCUGCCGCUCUCGAAAGCAGUGAUAUCGCAUUGGCUCAGGUGGACUGCACUGAAGAACAAGAACUGUGUAUGGAGCAGGGCAUCAGAGGCUACCCAACUUUGAAGGUAUUCAAAAGCAGCCAACUCGACGCACCAAGUGAGUACCAGGGAGGCAGAAAUGCCCAAUCCAUCAUCUCGUACAUGACUGCCCAGUCCAUGCCACCCGUCACCGUGAUUUCCGGUGAAGAGGGCGCUGACGACCUCAAAGAUAUUUUGGUUGAGGCUUCGUCCGCUGUAGUUAUCGACAGUGGUGUCGCUGGACUCAAUGAGACCUUUUACGAAUUAGCGGAUCUUUUCAGAGAUGAUUUCACAUUCGUCAAAUACAACCAAACAGAAGGUGAGCCACAUCUAUCCAUUCACUUGCCUAACGACGUCGAGCCUAUCAAGUUCACCGGCAAAAACAACACACUCACUCACCUCGUAGAAUGGGUCCAAGUUGAAACCAAGCCUCAUUUCGGUGAAAUCAACGGCGAGACCUUUCAAUCAUAUAUGAACGCUAAUUUGCCAAUCGCUUACUUCUUCUACACCAGUCCAGAAGAGCGUUCUUCUUACGAACAGUUUUUUACCAAACUCGGUAAGGAACACAGAGGUAAAAUCAACUUUGUUGGUUUGGAUGCAUCGAUGUUCGGAAGACAUGCCGAAAAUCUCAAUAUGAAGGAACAAUUUCCUCUAUUUGUUAUUCACGAUGUUGAAAGCAAUAUGAAGUACGGCAUGCCCCAAUUGUCCGAGGAAGAGUUUUCCGCUUUGACGAAACCAUUGGAAUUAAAAAGCGCUGACAUUACUAAGUUCAUCAAAAACUUCACCGCUGGUAAAAUUGAACCAAUUGUAAAAUCUGAAGAAAUUCCAGAAGUCCAAGAAUCCAGUGUUUUUAGAAUUGUUGGAAAGACUCACGAAAAAGUUGUUAAUGACGAAAAGAAGGAUGUUUUGGUUAAGUACUACGCUCCAUGGUGCGGACAUUGCAAGAAAUUGGCACCUCUUUACGAAGAAAUGGCUGAUAUUUACGCCUCUGAUAAAGAUGCCAAUAGCAAGAUUGUUAUUGCUAACGUAGACGCCACUUUGAACGACGUCAACGUCGAUUUAGAAGGUUACCCAACCUUGAUGUUCUAUCCUGCUGGAAAGAAGUCAACUCCUGUUGUCUACCAGGGUGCCAGAGACAUCGAAUCCUUCAUGAACUUUAUCCAGGAAAACGGUCACCAUGGAGUGAAUGGUUCUGCCAUCUUGGAAGGCAGACAAGCUCAGGAAGCUGUUGAAGCCGAAAAAGAAGCUGAGGCCAUCAAGGAGGAAGAGGUCGAACACGACGAAUUGUGA